This is a messenger RNA of Oenanthe melanoleuca, 1153 nucleotides long. RefSeq names its product cyclin dependent kinase like 1 (gene CDKL1). The record is from RefSeq and is a predicted model, not a curated record. The coding region runs from base 98 to 1150 and encodes 350 amino acids. Gene Ontology annotation, cellular component: nucleus. NCBI's taxonomy places the organism in Eukaryota, Metazoa, Chordata, Aves, Passeriformes, Muscicapidae. The transcript is spliced from 9 exons. Gene Ontology annotation, molecular function: cyclin-dependent protein serine/threonine kinase activity; ATP binding. Gene Ontology annotation, biological process: protein phosphorylation.
GUCCCCGGGGCGGUUCCCGGGGCCGUCCCUCCGGGGAGCCUCCCCCGGCCCGGCUCCGCGCUGAGGCGGCGGCGGAGCGCGGCGGGGCCGCCCGGCCAUGGAGCGCUACGAGAAGCUGGGCAAGCUCGGGGAGGGCUCGUACGGCGUCGUGUUCAAGUGCCGCAACAAGGACACGGGGCAGAUUGUGGCCAUCAAGAAGUUCCUGGAGUCCGAGGAGGACCCGGUGAUCCGGAAGAUCGCCCUGAGGGAGAUCCGCAUGCUGAAGCAACUCAAGCACCCCAACCUGGUGAAGCUGCUGGAGGUGUUCCGGAGGAAGCGGCGCCUGCACCUGGUGUUCGAGUACUGCGAGCACACGGUGCUGCACGAGCUGGGCAAGCACCCCCGCGGGGUGCCAGAAUACCUGGUGAAGAGCAUAACCUGGCAGACCCUGCAGGCUGUGAACUUCUGCCAUAAACACAAUUGCAUCCACCGAGAUGUAAAGCCAGAGAACAUCCUGAUAACAAAGCACUCGGUCAUCAAACUCUGUGACUUUGGAUUUGCCCGUAUCCUGACCGGUCCCAGUGACUACUACACCGACUACGUGGCCACCAGGUGGUACCGCUGCCCCGAGCUGCUGGUGGGGGACACGCAGUACGGCCCCCCCGUGGACGUGUGGGCCAUCGGCUGCGUGUUCGCCGAGCUGCUCUCGGGGGCGCCGCUGUGGCCGGGCAGGUCGGACGCGGACCAGCUGUACCUGAUCCGCAGGACCCUGGGGGAUCUCAUUCCCAGGCACCAGCAAGUGUUCAGCACCAAUCAGUUCUUCAGUGGGGUAAGAAUUCCAGACCCAGAGAGCAUGGAACCAUUGGAAAUGAAAUUCCCCAAUAUUUCAUACUCUGCACUGGCUGUCAUGAAGGGCUGCCUUCGGAUGGACCCAGCAGAGAGGCAGAGCUGUGAGCAGCUGCUGCAGCACCCCUAUUUUGACAGCUUUAGGGAGGCAGCAGAGCUGGGCAGAGAUCAUGGGAGGAGCCCUCGGAAACCAGCCAGGCUGACUCGGAAACACCUGCCCGGGCACCUGCCUCAGCUGACCUGCAGCAACGUUCUCCCAGCUUUGGACAGCAAGAAGAACUGCUGCACAACAAGGAAAUCAAAGUACCACUUCCCAAACAUCUGACCA